Molecule: messenger RNA, 2308 nt
Organism: Drosophila eugracilis
Lineage: Eukaryota; Metazoa; Arthropoda; Insecta; Diptera; Drosophilidae
Gene: sage
Product: protein Fer3
Exons: 2
Coding region: 1189-1992 (267 amino acids)
Biological process (GO): regulation of transcription by RNA polymerase II; mesoderm formation
Cellular component (GO): nucleus
Molecular function (GO): protein dimerization activity; DNA-binding transcription factor activity, RNA polymerase II-specific; RNA polymerase II cis-regulatory region sequence-specific DNA binding
Source: RefSeq, a predicted model, not a curated record
UCUCUACUGAGAAUUAUAUGGCAUAUUCAUUUCCGAUUCCCGGCAAGAGACCCGCUCUGGUAAACCAGCUAACAAAAUAACUCUCGGCUUCGCAAAAAUGUAAGUAAUUUCCUAUUUUGAGUUGUGUGUGUUUACAGGUAACCCGAGAUCUUGCACAUGAAUUGGAUUUCGCAGGCUGGGCUCACAGUAGAUGCACUCUAUUCUUAUUAUAUAUAAAGGGUUUUCAGUUUGGGGAGUUCUAGGUUUUUAAAAAAUAACAGAAAAAUCCGAUUAGAAAGUCUACUUUGAGAUUUUUCACUUUUUGUUUAGAAUAUUCUCAAUUAUAUAUGUAACUCUUACAUUCAACAUAUGUCUAGUUCUAUAUUAAAUAGACUUAAUCAACAUAAAUUAUUAAUUUAAAAUUAUUUUAUUUUUCUACUUUUAAACUUUCAAAGGAGAGCUCACACUUCAUGCAAAGGCUAGUUAGAAAAACGAAUUAGUUUGAAAUUAGAAUUGUGCGAAGCCUUAAGCUGGGUUACCUAGGCUAUAUUUUCUUAUUACCUCCAUAUAGACGUAUAUUCAUAACUGGUGAAUAUGGAUAUGUAUUUCUUUUUUAAUUAAGUCAAAACACUUGUGUUUACAUGCGUCGAAAAUACACUCUUAUGUGCCCUGGGCUGAAGUGUGGGUGUUUGUAUAUAGCGAUCAAAAAGAAAAACUCAAACUGAAGUUGUGGCGACGAUUGUCGAUCGCUGAUCCCAGAGAGAGCGGGAAGACGACAUUAGUCGGACGCAACUCCAGGCUGCCACACGCGCCUCGAUCACCAGCCGUCGGAGUCGGAUCGAUCGCACAAUAGCGAAGAAAUUAAGCCGCUUUGUUUGUAGACCCCCGAUACCGAUACCUGUGACAAAAGGAUACUCGACGACAAGUUGUGUCCCCCUUCCUAUACAUCAUAGAUCACUUGUUGACACACGUACAAAGAGGUGCUGUCCCCUUGAACUAGGUGAGAGAUGUGGCUCUCAUCAACCCCGGAUGAGUAGUCACGUCUCGAAUCGGAUCGAUGGUGAGCCAUUCAUCACAAAUUGGCAGAGUCCCUAAUGCACUAAAAGUAAGAAGAAGGAGAAAACAAGAAAAUAUACCUACCGAGUCCAGGUAAACCUGCAACAGUCCAGCCAGAACUCUCGAUCGGUCAUUCGAAAAGCGGCUUAGGCGAUGACGGAUCAACUGCUGAGCUCCGCGGCCAGCGCUCCCGGGGAUCCCCCGCCGGUUCUCGUACCCGUGCCAGCCUCUACAGGUGGACCCUAUUUAAGCGCUGGAUCCGAGGGUGAGGCGGAUUCUGCCGAACAGCCCGUCCUACUCGAACUGGGUGCUCCUCAACCUGCCAACUGUCCGGCAGUUAGUCUAAACUAUACCCUAACACCCGAUGGAGGUUUGCUGGCCUAUGCGCCAAGUCAUCCGCACACCUAUUCACCAACCUUGUUGGGCGGCUACGAGAAGGAACCAACCACUUUAGGUCUACUGCCACCCACAUACAGUGUAAUUCCACAGCCAGUGUCGAUGUGGCAUAGUGGUCAGGUUGCCACCGGAUCUCCAGUGGGUCUGGAUGGCAGUAAACACAGUGAACUAGUGCCACCUCCCAUGUAUAUGAGUUAUGGUGGAGGCAGUAUCGCCAACAGCACGGAGGUGGAUAUAUCCAAGGAACACAAUCCCGCCUGGCGGGAGAAGGCACUGCAGAUGGAGAAGGACUACAGACGUACAGCUUGUGAUCGAGAAAGAACCAGAAUGCGGGAUAUGAAUCGGGCUUUUGACUUACUACGCUCCAAGCUGCCCAUUUCAAAGCCUAAUGGUAAAAAGUACUCCAAAAUCGAGAGCUUGAGGAUUGCCAUUAACUACAUCAACCAUCUACAGGCCAUGCUGCGGGAGAGUUCGGCGACUCAAAAUGGCAGUGGAUGCUGUGCCUGGAGUGGUGGUAGUAGUUCGCCUUAUGACAAUGGCACAGAUCAUUGGGGAGCGUAGCUUGAAAAUAUAUUCCAGUUUCUGAAUUAAGUUAGAUCUUUUGAAUUUUAUAAGUAAUCACUUAAAGAACCACCGAGUUAAAUUCUAUGCGAAAUUUGCCAAAGAAAAAUUACUGGCGGUGGCUGGACCAAAUCACCAACUUAUUCAGCAUUUAAAUUCGUUAAAAAAUUUAAAAGUUAAACAUUUUUAUUAUGAGGAAUACACUUCUGUGCAAUUUUACUAUUUUGGAAAAACUAUAGCUUUAAUUUUUCAUAAGCCUAACAUGUUAAACUUCUUAUAAGUGCAAUAAUAAAAUGAAAUACCAAUUUUAAAUAUA